AUUGCCUUAUUUCUAGUAGAGCGUUUUUGUUGUUGCCCGCGCAUUACGCGAAUCCGCGCAUCACGCGCACGGACACGGUACUACAGCCACAACCGCGCAAACGCCAUACACUCGUAAACGUCUCGUGUCUCCAAUUAGCCCGCUUUUCCAGCUUCUGCCGCUAUUCCGCAGACAUUCUCUCUAAGCAUACCACCCUUGUUUUAUCUCGUUGGAUAAUAGCGAACCAUCUUGUAGAGCGGAGCGGGAGGCAGCGGUUCGGGCGUCGAUGGUUGAAAUACUAGCGUUUUCGUGGGAGCUUAAUCUUGGUCAAGUACCGGAUGGUGAUCAAGGAGUGGUGAGAGCAUGUGGCGCGCGGUAUCAAAGGUCGGGUCGGGAAAAAUAUUUAUUCCACCAUUGA
Messenger RNA from Periconia digitata, 397 nucleotides. NCBI's taxonomy places the organism in Eukaryota, Fungi, Ascomycota, Dothideomycetes, Pleosporales, Periconiaceae. The record is from the annotation of a GenBank genome assembly.